Messenger RNA from Durio zibethinus, 1220 nucleotides. The record is from RefSeq and is a predicted model, not a curated record. Lineage: Eukaryota; Viridiplantae; Streptophyta; Magnoliopsida; Malvales; Malvaceae.
CAUGGUUAGUGCCCCAUGAAACAGAGGAGAACAACUUAAUUUGCUUAGACAGAGAGGAAGAAGAAAUGGAGACAGACGCUACCUCAGCAAAGAGGAGUAGAUUACCUGAUUCCCCGCUGCUUAUAGCAGCUAGGACAGGAAUCCUGGAGAUUGUCGAGGAGAUACUCGAGGUGUACCCUCAAGCGUUGGAACACAUUAAUCAGAAUGGACAAAACAUAUUGCAUUUCGCUAUUAUGCAUCGGCAACACAAGAUAUUUGAUCUUGUGACUAAGAAGCCAAGUGACAGGUUGCUUUUGGGGAUUGACAACGAUGGCUGUACCAUAUUGCAUUGUACUGCUGAGAUGAGAUAUUUUACUGAUGGAACCAGCACUACCGCUGCUCUCAACUGCAAGAGGAGUUGAAAUGGUUCAAGGUCAGCCAUGUCCCACCUAGCCUUCUUUAAUACUUAAGCAAGAUUUGAACUAGCUAGCAAGAGAAUUACAUGAUUAUCCAAAUCCAUUAUUUCCUUAAAGAAUGAUUUUGCUGUUGCUUGUGUGUGUGUGUGUGUGUGUACAUAUAUAUAUGCAGGAUGUGAAACAUAAACUUCCUCCAUAUUAUACCAUGCACCGCAACAAGAAGAAUCUCACAGCAAAGCAGUUUUUCAACAAGCAGCAUGAAGACCAACAUCGAGCUGCACAAAAAUGGGUGAAGAACACCUCUCAAUCAUGCUCAACUGUCGCAACUCUUGUUGCUACUGUUGUCUUCGCAGCCGCAUACACCGCACCAGGAGGUUACCUUGGUAAAGUACUACAUUUUAUUACUCAAUUUAUUUUCUUCUUUAAAGAGUCAUUCCUAAAAAUAUGCAUCAAUUAUGUGAUCUAAUUCUACAGCAAGUGGCAAACCCCUUCUCCUGGAAAGACCUCUCUAUUCUUUUUUCACUGUCAUGGACGUUGCAGGCCUUGCAAGCUCCUUGACCUCGGUGGUGAUCUUUCUUUCAAUCCUCACAUCUUCCCUUGAGAUUGAUGAGUUUCAUCGUACUCUCCCUCGAUACCUUUCACUUGGUUUCAUCUUUCUCUUCUUCUCCGUGACAACGACCAUGCUUACAUUCACCGCUACAAUUUUGCUCCUUAUUCAUUUGGAGAAAAAGUGGACUACAUCUCUCACAUAUGCCGCUGCAUUCCUUCCUAUAUGUGUGUUUGCGUUGUUUCAGUUCCAUCUUUAUUAUGAGUACACUAAUGCUG